This is a messenger RNA of Effrenium voratum, 801 nucleotides long. NCBI's taxonomy places the organism in Eukaryota, Dinophyceae, Suessiales, Symbiodiniaceae. The record is from the annotation of a GenBank genome assembly.
AUGUCGUACUACAACGAGGCGACCUUCUACGAGCAGGACUUCGCCGAGCGGCUCUGCGCCUCUGGGGCCAUGUGCCCCCAGCCUUUGUUGGUGGACCGCGCGCCCAGCGGGGAGCUCACUAUUUGCAUGACCAUGCUGCCUGGUCGCAGCUUUUCGCGCAGCCCUGAGCAGACGCGCCAAGCGCUGCAGUGGCUGGCGCGACUGCAUGCGCUCUUCUGGGGCAAGCGAGCAGAUGAGGCCGUGAGGCAGGGGGCUGCCGAGCGCGCCUGCUUCUGGGACCUCACCCGUCGGCACAUCGAGCUGAAACGCAUGCCCCAGGAUGCGCUGAGAUACGCCGCACACGGCAUUGAUGCGCGCCUGCAGGCGGACAAGAUGCAGACCAUGUGCCACGGCGACCCGAAGGGCGCCAACAUCAUGCACGAUGAGGAGGCGGGCAUUGCCUUCUACGACUUCCAGUGGUUUGGCAAGGCGCCACCCGCCAAGGACUUGGCCUACUUCUUCGGUGUGGCCGCAGGAGGUUUGUCCUCCGAGGACAAGGAGAGGGAGCUGCUGCGGGCCUAUCACGCGGAGUUGACCCCGCUGCUGGAGGCGCAAUCAGAGGCAGUUCCGGAGUUCGAAGACCUUUGGAACUCCUACCACCUUGCCCUUUGCGAUUUGGGCAGAUGGAUGGUGGGUGGCUUCAGCUUCGGCAACACGCGCCUCAUCUUUGGCCACGUCAAAGCGUUGAUGACAUCUUUGGAGGGCGUUGAACAGUGUGAGGAAAAGUACAAGGAGAAGAUCUUCGAGCUUUUUCCACCUUGA